AUGGGUAAAGUUGAAAGUAAAAGUUCCAGAAGUACAACUGGAACAACGACAGCGAAGACUCAGUCCUAUCUCCUCGUUGCUGCGUUCGACUUUGGUACAACGUACAGUGGCUAUGCGUUUUCUUUCCGAAAUGACCCGCUAAAAGUGCAUACCAACCAGACUUGGUAUUCCGGAGGUGCAGGAAAUCUGAUAUCUCUCAAGACGUCAACAAGCUUGCUUAUUAAUCCUGAGGGCGAGUUUGACUCUUUUGGAUUUCAAGCUGAAGACAGCUAUGCGAAUAAAGCAGAAGAUGACAAUCACCAUGGAUGGCGACAAGUCAUGUUUUUCAGUCGAAGCUGGGGAAUACAAAUUAUGAAAGCGGUUCUUGCGGACCUGUGUAUACCUACACUUUCAAGAACCACUACUGUUGAGGACAUAGAAGGCAACUCUCAUCAAGCUCUGCCAAUAUUCUCCAUGGCGAUCAAGUUUCUACAAACACAUCUCCUACAGGCGGUAGCAAACCAGACGGUGGGUGUGCUAGAAAAGGACAUUUGCUACGUCAUCACGGUGCCCGCUAUCUGGGAUGACAAUGCAAAGGAGUUCAUGAGAACGGCUGUCAAAGAGACUGGUAUCGAUGAAACCCGAGUAACACUUGCACUCGAACCGGAAGCUGCCUCGAUCUGGUGUGAGACACUUGAUGUUGACACAAGGGCUGCGCUGGCCGGAACCGGAACUCAGUAUAUGGUCAUUGAUCUAGGAGGUGGCACCGCAGAUAUUUCUAUCCAGGAAAAGGAACAGGGCGGCACUCUUAAGGAAAUACAUAAGCCGACCGGUGGGCCAUGGGGUGGCACCUAUGUUGACGCAAAAUAUCUAAAAUUCUUGGAACACAUUUUUGGAGAGAAGGCUAUAACUUCACUUAAGACCGAGGAAAUGGCCGACUACUUUGACGUCAUCAGGGAAUUUGAAACAAAGAAACGUACGUUUAGCGUACAGACAGAAGACAAAUUUACGUUCAAAAUAUCUGCAACCACUAGGAAGCUUUCCGAGAAGUUUACAGGACAAAAUCUAGAGCAGAGGAUAGGUAGCCUUGGAUAUGGCGAUUCAGUUAUUGUGAAAGGUGGAGACAAGUUGCGAGUUGAGCCUGACAUCGUUCGUACUUGGUUUGACGGUCCUAUAGACAAUCUUAUUGGUCACGUAAAGAACCUUCUCAAGGAGCCCAAGCUGAUAGCAGUGCAGACCGUUGUGCUGGUUGGUGGUUUCGGGGAGAGCGCGUACGUCCAAGAGAAGCUGAGGUGUGAGAUCCUCGACAAGCGACUGAUUGUCCCUGCUGAGGCGGGUCUCGCUGUUCUGAAAGGGUCCGUCAUGUUCGGACAGAACCCAGCGAUUAUCACAUAAAGGGUGAUGAAAUACACGUACGGAGUUUGUGUACAGAUGCU
Messenger RNA from Mya arenaria, 1415 nucleotides. RefSeq names its product heat shock 70 kDa protein 12A-like. The record is from RefSeq and is a predicted model, not a curated record. Bases 1 to 1374 code for a protein of 457 amino acids. Lineage: Eukaryota; Metazoa; Mollusca; Bivalvia; Myida; Myidae. Gene Ontology annotation, molecular function: ATP binding; ATP-dependent protein folding chaperone. The transcript is spliced from 6 exons.